GUUUCUCUGGGAGCUGUACAGCAGCCCUCGAGUCGACAGACUCGCAGCGCAGGACUACCUGGCCCUCCUACACUUUUUGCAGAAGUCACAAGGAACAUCAGCUGCGCAAGAUGUAGAGCACAUUUGUAAGAUUUUAAUCGCAUUUUCCAGGACUUCCUAAUUAUUGAACGUUACCCACUAAUCGACGCGGCUCAUAACUUCGACAGUCAUGAUCGGGUCUAAGAACUACCCUUUGGGAAUUAUUCGCACUUGGCUGGCACUUAUGGUUCCUAUUCAAUGCAGCAUGGCUUUCUCUGUUGCUGGCCACGAGAAUACAUGCGAGGCGAACGGCAGCGUUUACUACGUGGGGGAAUGGUACUUCUUGGACUCAGACCACUGCACCCAGUGCGAAUGCACGGCGGAGGGUUCGGCUUGCGCAAGAACCGAGUGCACGUCCCUACCCUCAGCCUGCAUCCAUGUUAGCCACUACCCCACUGACUGCUGCCCAAGGUGCGAGAGGAUCGGCUGCGAGUACCGUGGUGAGGUGUACGACUUGGGUCAACAAUUCCAGCCUUCCGAGUGCGAGCAGUGCACGUGCGAGAACGACGGCAUCGCGCGGUGCCUGGUGGCCGACUGCGCUCCCCCGCCCUGCGUCAAUCCCGUCUACCAGAAGGGGAAGUGCUGCCCGGAGUGCAAGGAUGGUCCAAACUGCUAUGUGGAUUCCACUCGGGCCCAGGUGAUCCCUGGAGGCGAGCCCGUAUGGGUGGACUCCUGCACCAGGUGCCGUUGCCAUGACGGCCAGGAUGCGGGGUACUGGGAGGGCAACCGCCUGGCCACCUGCACCCGCGUGAAGAACUGUUCGACGGGGGAGGCCCCAUAGACGGCAAGGGACUGGAUAAGUGGUUAAUAACUGGUUUAACAACUGGUUGGUUAAUCAUGGCGAUUAAUGGAGGUCCUCUUCUUCGUCUGAAACGAGGCUCAUCGUCAAAAGAGCUUAUGAAUGUGUGUGUAGCUGAAAACAUUUGAACCCUAUGCAUAGUCUGUAGGGUUAAGUGAGGGUGUAGUAGGGCUCAUUGCUAUUGAUGCAUUGUACUUUGUGUAUUUGUUUUCCUCAACUAACCUUGUUGAGAGAAAAAAACGAACCAAAGGCUAUAAGGCUAACAUAGACCUGCUGCUUACUGCAACUACCCAUUACAUAUUGCACAUAUGGUUUGAAGCUAUUAGUAUAAACAUACUUUACCAAUGCAACACACACGCGCGCACGCGCGCGCACACACACACACACACACACACACACACACACACACACACACACACACACACACACACACACACACACACACACACACACACACACACACACACACACACACACACACGUACGCGUUUACACGUAAGCUGUAGAUAGCAUUGUUGAGGUGUCAUAAAUCACUUCAAUGUAUACCAAAUAUACUGUCACAUAGUUUCAAAUGCAUAUGCUGGUCUUGUGGGUAACCUGGUUCUCACGCGAUGGUUGUAAGUUGAGCGGAAAUGCACAAAGGGUCUGCGUGAGAGCCAGGCUACUUGUGGGUACUUCGGCAUAUAUUUUUGAGGUAUGCUACAUUUGCUUGUUGUGCUGGAUGAGUUGCAGUGCAUUGCUUGUGUUCAAUGAACUACUUAAGUGGCAAUUAUGUGUACGAUGCAGUGCAGUGGUUCCCCAAAGGAGGGGCAGGCCCCUAAAACCCAAUUAGAAACCCAAACAACAGCAAACUACCAAUUUUUAUAUGCAGUGGCAUUGCUCUUAAAGUGUACUAACUUUAUAUCAUUAUUUUCCUAUUUGGUGACAAGUGUAGCUUCCACUGCUUGUGUACCAUAGCUACGGCAGAGAAAUAACAUAAGGUGGGAUGGGGUGGGGGGUAGAAUAACUGUAAGCUCAGACUUCUGACCAAUACUAACAUAGAAUAGAUUUAGCAGGCAAAUGUG
Molecule: messenger RNA, 1941 nt
Organism: Engraulis encrasicolus (European anchovy)
Lineage: Eukaryota; Metazoa; Chordata; Actinopteri; Clupeiformes; Engraulidae
Exons: 3
Coding region: 209-859 (216 amino acids)
Biological process (GO): negative regulation of BMP signaling pathway
Cellular component (GO): AMPA glutamate receptor complex
Molecular function (GO): protein binding
Source: RefSeq, a predicted model, not a curated record